ACAGAUGAACAAGACUGAAAAAGAAUUCCAAGCUUGAUGAGUCCCACGAUUCAGAAUUUUGAAGCCUUUUCGACUUUUUUUGGUACGAUGAGUACUGGACAAGAUUAGAAGAUGACAUUAGGAAAGAAAAAGAACUUGACAUCUCAUUUGUAGUGUGUCCAAUACUGCGUACACCACGUAUGAUCUCAGCGAGUAACCUUUCCCCAUUGACAAAGAUGCAAAAGUAGAAAAGAUGUUUCAUUCCUAAGAAAACUACAUUUCCUCUUACAAAAUACGAACCUUUUUUGAAGCUUCUAAUAUUUCUGAAAUCCUGAGUUAUAUAUAUAAAAGUGCAAAUUGUUCUCACCAUAUCUACCUCUGCAAAAUGGCAGUGUCUUCAUGGUUUUAUGUUUCAACUUGCUUCUGCAUUAUGUUUGUCAUUGCCAAUGCCCAAGCACCAGCAGCUUCACCUACUAGCAUGCCGUCCUCAACCCCUCCACCGACUACGACACCAGCAGCAGCAACACAUCCUGCUUCAAGUGCAGUGACUCCGUCAACCAUCCCUAUAAUGUCAUCACCACCUACAGCUGCACCGACUUCCAACCCAACUAAUCAGCCACCUCAAGUCCCACCAUCACAACCUCUGACAAAUCCAGUAGCGAGUCCAUCACAGCCACCAGCAUUGCCAUCUCCACCACCAGCACUUCCACCGGCUGUACCUCCACCACCAGUGGUUUCACCACCAGCACUUCCACCAGCUGUACUUCCACCACCAGUGGUUUCACCGCCAGCACUUCCACCAGCUGUACCUCCACCACAGUCAUCCCCUGCACCUUCCCAACAGCCACCACCAACACCAGCCCCAGCAAUAAAGGCACCUGCUCCCUCACCCACGAUACCCCCACCAAUUCCACCACCUACGCCACCACCAGCGCCAGUGCCAGCACCUCCACCGCCGCCACCUAUCGCAUCACCAGCUCCAGCACCAGAUUUGGUUCUCUCACCUGCACCAGCGCCUGGCAUGCACAAGAAAAGGAAGCACAAGCACAGGCACAGACAUAGGCAUCAUCAUGCACCAGCACCUGCACCAACUGUCCGGAGCCCUCCAGCACCACCUACUACAGUUCAAGACACUGAGGAAACAACACCAGCACCAUCACCAAAUAUG
Molecule: messenger RNA, 1147 nt
Organism: Olea europaea var. sylvestris
Lineage: Eukaryota; Viridiplantae; Streptophyta; Magnoliopsida; Lamiales; Oleaceae
Product: lysine-rich arabinogalactan protein 19-like
Exons: 1
Cellular component (GO): plasma membrane
Source: RefSeq, a predicted model, not a curated record